GACACUGCAGAAUUACUGAAAUCAUUACCUCAGAAAUACAGAAGGAAACUUGUGUCUCAAGAAGAAAUUGAAUUUAUCCAAAGUAGAAAACUGAGGACCAGAAGCCUAUUCCACAGCACGUUUCAACUGAGUUGGAUUUUGUUUCCCUGGGCCUGCUUCUUCAUAAAGGAACUGAAAUUGCACUUAGCAAUCGGGGAUGGCCGGUUAGCUCAGUUAAAAAAGAACUUGGCACUCGUCUAAGUAGCCUGAGAUCGCGGGGUCUAGCGUCCAUAGCAAUCGUGGCGACAGGACACGGUAGAACCAAGAACCAGAGAACGAGAUCAAGUACAAGACCAAGCUUUCGACCCUCAUACACAUCUACUAAGCCCCAAACUCAGAACACCAUAUCAAGACGCUGACCUGUCCCUAGUAGUGAAGAAAAUAUUCAAGUUAAAACGAUAACAGGGUGACAGAGGCUACCGAAACCACGUCGCGUCCAGCACCAACAGGCUUCACGUGACAGAGGAUCCUGGCCUCGCGCAGCUUCCGUAGGGCUGGCUCCAGUCCCGGAAGUAAGGCGGAGCUACUAAAGAGUCGGAACCCACUGAGCGGAAGUGGCUGUUGGGGGCUUUAAGGUGGCUUUAAAUUGCUGCCGUCUUGGGAGCUCGCCCCUUUUCGCUGGAGUUAGGCUUCGCUCGCCGGAUGGCUGUGGACGUGAAGUCUCGAGCAAAGCGUUAUGAGAAACUGGACUUCCUCGGGGAGGGACAGUUUGCCACAGUUUACAAAGCCAGAGACAAGAACACCAAUCAAAUUGUCGCCAUUAAGAAAAUCAAACUUGGGCAUAGAUCAGAAGCUAAAGAUGGUAUAAAUAGAACAGCCUUAAGAGAGAUAAAAUUAUUACAGGAGCUAAGUCAUCCAAAUAUAAUUGGUCUCCUUGAUGCUUUUGGACAUAAAUCGAAUAUUAGCCUAGUCUUUGAUUUUAUGGAAACUGAUCUUGAGGUUAUAAUAAAGGAUAAUAGUCUUGUGCUGACACCAUCACACAUCAAAGCCUACAUGUUGAUGACUCUUCAAGGGUUAGAAUAUUUACACCAACAUUGGAUUCUACAUAGGGAUCUGAAACCAAACAACUUGUUGCUAGAUGAAAAUGGAGUUCUAAAACUGGCAGAUUUUGGCCUGGCCAAAUCAUUUGGGAGCCCUAAUAGAGCUUACACACAUCAGGUUGUAACCAGGUGGUAUCGGGCCCCUGAGUUACUAUUUGGAGCUAGGAUGUAUGGUGUGGGUGUGGACAUGUGGGCUGUUGGCUGUAUAUUAGCAGAGUUGCUUCUAAGGGUUCCUUUUUUGCCAGGAGAUUCAGACCUUGAUCAGCUAACAAGAAUAUUUGAAACUUUGGGCACACCAACUGAGGAACAGUGGCCUGACAUGUGUAGCCUUCCAGAUUAUGUGACGUUUAAGAGUUUCCCUGGAAUCCCAUUGCAACACAUCUUCAGUGCAGCAGGAGAUGACUUGCUAGAACUUAUACAAGGCUUCUUCUUAUUUAAUCCAUGUACUCGAAUUACGGCCACACAGGCUUUGAAAACUAAGUAUUUCAGUAAUCGGCCAGCGCCAACACCUGGAAGUCAGCUGCCGAGACCAAACUGUCCAUUGGAAACCUUAAAGGAGCAGUCAAAUCCAGCUGGGGCAACAAAACGGAAAAGAACAGAGACCUUAGAACAAGGAGGACUGCCCAAGAAGCUAAUUUUUUAGUUACAGAAAACAGUGGACAGUGUUUUACUACUGAAGGAAAUAGUCAAAAAGCAAACGGUGGAAAAUGGUAAAUAUUAAGUAAAUGCUGUAGAAGUGAAUUUGUAAAUAUUCUACACUUGUAAAAUAUGUAAAACUAUUAGUUAUUUUUAUUAAAUGUAUUUUAAAACAAAAAAAUUAAUUCUGGUUUCUGUAAUUAGAAUGCAAAGAUGAGAUAAGUUCAUUUCUCUUGGUAUAUAGAAUUGAAAUGCAUUAGCAAAAUCCUAAUAAAAUUAAUUAUCAGUUA
This is a messenger RNA of Galeopterus variegatus (Sunda flying lemur), 2005 nucleotides long. It is a transcript of the gene CDK7, whose product is annotated as cyclin-dependent kinase 7. Gene Ontology annotation, biological process: protein phosphorylation; positive regulation of transcription by RNA polymerase II. The transcript is spliced from 14 exons. Gene Ontology annotation, cellular component: transcription factor TFIIH holo complex; cytoplasm; transcription factor TFIIK complex. Lineage: Eukaryota; Metazoa; Chordata; Mammalia; Dermoptera; Cynocephalidae. The coding region runs from base 682 to 1722 and encodes 346 amino acids. Gene Ontology annotation, molecular function: ATP binding; RNA polymerase II CTD heptapeptide repeat kinase activity; cyclin-dependent protein serine/threonine kinase activity. The record is from RefSeq and is a predicted model, not a curated record.